CUAAGUUUAGUAUUUUGAAUACCAAUUGAGGCAGUGGGUGUGUGUGCAGAAUGAGGAUCUUAAUGCAGAUUGCUUUGGUUUUUGUGACGAUUCUUGCUACAGUACUGGCCGCUGUUUCUUUCACUGCAGGUCCUUGUUCCAAUGGGGUCAAGCCAGGCGGAUAUUGGCACCAACCUGGCUGUAUUAAAUGCUACUGUAACAAGGGCGGCUUUAAUUGUCUAAGCUGCGAUAGUAUACUAAUCGUGUACGACAGGAAGAAGUGCUACAUGGACACCAACAAGGACGCGACGUACCCCGGCUGCUGUAAGCGUGAAGUGGUGUGCCUAGGUGACAGACGCUUCAGCCGCGCCAAGAUGGCCAAAGCUGUGAAAAAAUUGGCCGGCAAAAAACUCAAAGAGAGCAAUCACCGCCGAGUACAGGGAACGAAAAAAACAACCAGCAAGAGUGAAGGUUGAUGAAACAGAAGUGAACUAAAAUGUAUAGCGAGGAUGUUUGUUUUCGUAAUCGUUUCCAAGACAAUUAAUAUUUAGCUUCUUUAUUGAACAAUAAAACUCACGUAUGUGAAGAUAUCA
This is a messenger RNA of Physella acuta, 572 nucleotides long. RefSeq lists its product as uncharacterized. The record is from RefSeq and is a predicted model, not a curated record. NCBI's taxonomy places the organism in Eukaryota, Metazoa, Mollusca, Gastropoda, Physidae.